This is a messenger RNA of Jatropha curcas, 1145 nucleotides long. Its product is annotated as ER lumen protein retaining receptor family protein. Gene Ontology annotation, cellular component: membrane. Gene Ontology annotation, biological process: protein retention in ER lumen. The record is from RefSeq and is a predicted model, not a curated record. NCBI's taxonomy places the organism in Eukaryota, Viridiplantae, Streptophyta, Magnoliopsida, Malpighiales, Euphorbiaceae. Gene Ontology annotation, molecular function: ER lumen protein retrieval receptor activity.
ACUAGCAAAUGCAGUUUUCGACAAUUAAUACAUUUGAUUCUAUCUUUAAAAAAUUUAAAGAAAUUUAAAAAAAAAAAAAUUGUCGCCGAUCAUGGGGAGGAGGAGGAAUUCGCCGGCGACACAGGUGUUUGGGUGGAUGAGGAGCCAAUCGAUGAAGGUAAAGAGCUUUUUUGGAUUGAUAAUCGCAUUAGCUUGUUUAGCUGGUUUGAGAUUUGCAGUGAAAGACCACAAUCAUUUCUUUAUUGCAUCUGAGGCAAUACAUGCUGCUGGAAUUCUGGUGUUGAUAUACAAGCUCACUACGCAGAGGACCUGUUCCGGUCUUUCACUUAAGAGUCAACAACUCACUGCUUUAUUUUUGGCCGUAAGAUUGGUUUGUAGUGGCAUAAUGGAAGCUAACAUCCACACACUGCUUGAUCUUGCCACUUUAAUUUCAACUCUAUGGGUUACAUACAUGAUACAGUUCAAAUUGAAGUCAACGUACAUCAAGGAACUGGACAAUAUGCCCUUAUACUACCUGGUCGUGCCUUCUGUGAUUCUUGCUGUACUAAUUCACCCAUAUAUGUAUCAUAUGAGAAUCGCCAGAAUUUGUUGGGCACUCUGUGUAUAUUUGGAAUCUGUCUCAGUACUACCUCAGCUUCGACUCAUGCAAAAUGCAAAGAUGAUUGAACCAUUUACAUCUCAUUAUGUAUUUGCAUUGGGUGUUGCGAGAUUCUUAGCCUGUGCGCACUGGAUUAUCCGGGUUUACGAUACGCGUGGUGCGUAUGUGUACUCCAUUGGAAGUGGGUACUUGUGGUUUCCAACGGUUCUUCUUGCAGAAAUUGUUCAAACAUUCAUCUUGGCUGAUUUCUGUUACUAUUACAUCAAAAGUUUCAUGGAAGGCCAGCUUGUUAUGAAAAUGCCUGUUUAAAAUUCUGAUUUUAGAUUGAGGAGAGUUUAACUAUGUACAUUUGGUUUCCUCAUUACUGGUUUUCCAUAUAUCAACAUUUAGCAUUUGCCUUUCUUUUGUCCUUGUCUUGUUGUCUUGUUUAUCCUCUCCCAAAAUUGAGAGGAAAAAAAAGGAAUUUUCACAAAAAGUACUGUUCUUUCAACUUUAUAAAGCAAUUAUAGGAUUUAAUUCCAAGUAUUGUGAAGUAGAAAUUGCCCAA